Aphidius gifuensis is the source of this 4351-nucleotide messenger RNA. It is a transcript of the gene drosha, whose product is annotated as ribonuclease 3. The coding region runs from base 191 to 4288 and encodes 1365 amino acids. The record is from RefSeq and is a predicted model, not a curated record. Lineage: Eukaryota; Metazoa; Arthropoda; Insecta; Hymenoptera; Braconidae. Gene Ontology annotation, cellular component: nucleus. The transcript is spliced from 2 exons. Gene Ontology annotation, molecular function: double-stranded RNA binding; ribonuclease III activity. Gene Ontology annotation, biological process: regulation of gene expression; pre-miRNA processing; rRNA processing.
ACCUAGCACUAUAGUGGAUAAAUAAUACUAUUUAUCAACAAACAAAAUAAAUUUAUAAGUUUAUAGUUUCAUAAUAUAAAUAUUAAUUUAUUUAAAAAAUAAAACUAUUAAAAUUUUACCAGCAGGUUUAUCCAAAGUAUAUUGUAUUUGGAAAAAUAAUAAAAGUAUUAAAUUUAUUUUGAUAAUUAACAUGCUGCCAAAUUCACAACAAGGAAAUAAUUACAACUGGAACAAUGUGCAAAAUGGUCAAGGAUAUUAUUCAAUGCAUCAACUACCACUGCCACUACCAGAUUUAUCAAAACCACCACCAAAUUUUACUGUUCCACCACCACCAAUAAACGCUUUACCUCAUCAUCAAAAUAAAUCAACAGUUUAUCAACAUCCUCUUGGAGUAUAUCAGCCAUCGCUACCACCACCAUCAACAUCACAACCAAUACCAACGGUAACAGGAGUUUAUCAGACAGAACCUUUUUAUAAUUAUCCUCCUCCAGUUUAUCAAAAUCAGCAGCACACAAAUCCAUAUGCCCAAGCUUAUCCUCACCAAAAUUUGAAUAAAAUAAAUACAUAUGUGCCAUCAUCAUCAACACAAUCAAACUGGCAACAAAAUUCAACAACAGCCACAUGGCAAGCAUCAUCAUCAUCAUCAGACAAUAAUACAACUGAAUGGCGACAAUUCUAUAAUCAGCAACAACAAAAUGACAAACAAAAUAAUAGUUCAAACUGUUCUUGGUCCAAGUCCUUCUCACAAAAUAAUACACAAAGCAAUAGGUCAUCCAGUAAUUAUCAGAGUAAUAAUGACAAUAAUAAAUCAUAUUAUCGAGAAAAAUCAGUACCUUCAGAAAAUCAUUAUUCAUCUUAUCGAUCAUCAAGUAGCGUUGAUCGAACACUCUCUAGUAGAUCAAGAAAAAGAUCAAGAUCCAGAGAGUCAUCACGAGAUUCAUCGUCAAAAUAUUCUUCUAGAAGUACAAUUUCUAAGGAAAAAAAAGACUUAACAGAAAGAGAAAUAUUAUUAGAAAAAUACAGAAAAAAUUACUGUGCAACAAGUAAAGAUAUUGAACGAAAAAUGGAUGAACUUGGACCAGAUGGUAUACAUGAAUUUGAAAGAAAAGCAUGGACACGAACAGCACCAGCUGAUUUGUAUUAUACUCGAGAUGAUAAAAAUACAAAAAUAGUAAGAGGUACUAAAAAAUUAUGUAACUUAUGUGAUAAAUUUAAAGAUGUUUUAUUGGAUCGUGCAUCAAGAGAACGUUUAAAGCAUCCACACUAUGAACCACCACUACGUAAAAAUAGAGCAAGACUUUGUCGACAUAAAUCUGAGGUUUGUAAUAACAGUAGCUCAUCAGAUAGUGAUAGUUCCAUGGAUGAGGAUGACAGAACAAUGGAAGAAUUAAUGGCAAAAAAACAACAUCCACAAAGGUUACAUCCUGAAAUGUGGUUUAAUGAUCCUGGUGAAAUGAAUGAUGGUCCAUUGUGUCGAUGUAGUGCAAAAUCACAACGUUCUGGUAUUAGACAUGGUAUUUAUGCUGGUGAAAGUGAAGUACAUAGAUGUGAUCCAAAUUCAAAUAAUGCUGAUAAAUUAUAUCACUAUAGAAUAACAAUAAGUCCACCAACAAAUUUUUUAACUAAAACACCAACAAUCAUAAAACAUGAUGAACAUGAAUUUAUAUUUGAAGGUUUUUCAAUGUUAUCACAUUUUCCACUUGUUAAAUUACCAACAUGUAAAGUUAUACGUUUUAAUAUUGAAUAUACAAUAUUAUAUAUUGAAGAAAAAUUACCAGAAAAUUUUACAAUAUUAGAACUUGAUUAUUUUCAAGAUUAUUUAUUCAAAGAAAUACUUGAAUUAAUGGAUUUUGAUUUACACUCUGUUGAUGAUAAAAGUGGCUGUGGACAAUUUCAUUUUAUGCCACGUUUUGUACGUGAUUUGCCAGAUAAAGGACAAGAAAUAUUAUCAAUGAAUGAAGUAUUGAAUUAUCUUCUUAAAUCAAAUACUUUAUUAAUUGAUGCUGAUGAUUUGCCAAGUCUUAUUGCUUUGCCUCAACACAAAUGGCAAAAUUAUGCUGAUGAAGUUAAAGGUAUGGUUGUAACAUAUCCAGGCAAAAAACCUUGUAGUGUUCGUGUUGAUCAAUUGGAUAGAAAUCAAGGUGUACAACCACCUGGUGUUAUUGCAUAUCCAGAUAUUGUACAUUUUGGAAUUCGUCCACCACAGCUUAGUUAUGCUGGUAAUGCUGAUUAUCAAAAAGCCUGGAGAGAUUAUGUUAAAUUUCGUCAUCUUCUUGCAAAUAUGCCAAAGCCAUCUUUUGAAGAUAAAAGAAAAUUAGAAGCCAAAGAAAAUAAAUUGCAAGAAUUACGAACACAAAGUAAAAUGAAACGUGAUGUUACUGUUGAUGUAAGCUCUGAAGGUUUUUAUCGUACUGGAAUUAUGUGUGAUAUUGUUCAACAUGCAAUGUUGAUACCUGUACUUGUUUGUCAUUUAAGAUUUCAUAAAUCUCUUGAUAAUCUUGAAAAAAAAUUAAAAUAUAAAUUUAAAAAUAGAUAUUUUCUUCAAUUAGCACUUACACAUCCAAGUUAUCGUGAAAAUUUUGGUACUAAUCCAGAUCAUGCAAGAAAUUCAUUGACAAAUUGUGGAAUAAGUCAACCAGAAUAUGGUGAUAGAAGAAUUCAUUAUUUAAAUACAAGAAAACGUGGUAUAAAUACUUUGAUAAAUAUUAUGUCAAGAUUUGGAGCAAGACGAGAAACAGAAUCAUCAAUUGCUCACAAUGAACGAUUGGAAUUUCUUGGUGAUGCUGUUGUUGAAUUUUUAACAUCAAUACAUCUUUUUCAUAUGUUUCCUGAUCUUGAGGAGGGUGGCUUAGCAACAUAUAGAGCAGCAAUUGUACAAAAUCAACAUCUUGCUGUUUUAGCAAAAAAAUUAAAUUUAGAAGAAUACAUGCUGUAUGCUCAUGGUAGUGAUCUUUGUCAUGAUCUUGAAUUACGUCAUGCAAUGGCAAAUUGUUUUGAGGCAUUAAUGGGCUCACUAUUUCUUGAUGGUGGAAUAAAUGUUGCUGAUAAUGUUUUUGGUGAAACACUAUUUAAGAAAGAAGCUGAAUUAUCAUCAGUCUGGAAAAAUUAUCCAAAACAUCCACUUCAAGAACAAGAACCACUUGGUGAUAGACAAUGGAUUCCAAGCUUUGAAUUGCUACAAAAAUUAACAAAAUUUGAAGAAUCAAUUGGAGUUGAAUUUACUCAUAUAAGAUUACUUGCUAGAGCAUUCACUGAUCGUAGUAUUGGAUAUACAAAUUUAACACUUGGAUCAAAUCAGCGAUUAGAAUUUCUUGGUGAUACUGUUCUUCAACUUAUUGUCUCGGAAUAUCUUUAUAAAUUUUUUCCUGAACAUCAUGAGGGUCAUUUAUCAUUAUUACGAAGUUCAUUGGUUAACAAUAAAACUCAAGCAGUUGUUUGUGAUGAUCUUGGUAUGACACAAUAUGCACUCUAUGGUAAUCCAAAAGCUGAAUUAAAAACAAAAGACAGAGCUGAUUUGCUUGAGGCAUUUUUAGGUGCACUUUAUGUUGACAAAGGUCUAACUCAUUGUCUUAUUUUUUGUAAUGUUUGUUUCUUUCCUCGAUUGCAAGAUUUUAUUAUGAAUCAAGAUUGGAAUGAUCCAAAAAGUAAACUUCAACAGUGUUGUCUAACACUAAGAACAAUGGAUGGUGGUGAACCAGAUAUACCUGUUUACAAAGUUAUUGAAUGCAAAGGACCAACAAAUACUCGUGUAUAUACUGUUGCUGUUUAUUUUCAAGGUAAACGACUUGCUAAAGCAUCUGGACACAGUAUUCAAGAAGCUGAAAUGAAUUCAGCAAAAGAAGCACUUGAAAAAUCACAAGAUUUAUUUCCUCAACUUGAUCAUCAAAAACGUGUUAUUGCUAAAAGUAUGAAAAUGCAACAGUGGCCAAGAACAAAACCAAAACAAUAUGAAAGAAGAAAUUAUGAUGAUGAUCAAACAAAACAAAGAAGUCGUAGUUGUGAUAAGUAUAAAAAUUAUGAUAGUAAAUCACGUGAUCGUUAUGAUAAUUAUGAUAGUCGUAGAAGAAGUGAAAAACACAGUGAAUCAACAAUGAGUCUUGAUUCUAUUGAUAAAACAAAUCAUAAACGUAAAAGAUCAAGUGAUAGAACAUCUGACGAAGAUGAUAAUUCAAGAAGAUAUCAUGAAAAACGACCACGUAGACAAUAUUUUAAUGAUAAAAAUAUAAAUAGUGAUGACGAUAAUAUUCCUGAACAAUAUAAAACAUCAAAUAUCAUGACAAAUGUUUAAUAAACAUGAUUAAUAUAAUUAUUUAAACUUUUAAUUGUUUAUUUACAAAAUAAAAAAAAAAUA